AUGAAAGUAGUCACAUGUCAAAUGCUGUUCACGUGCCCUUUUGCCACAACUGUUUGGCUAGGAUCUCAUCUGCAGGUUUUAGAGGGGCUUGGGGAAGAUGAAUGUCUAAAGGAAGUAUGGAUGAAUCUGGAAAAUAAGCCAAGCGACCAAUGUGCACAGGUUAAGUUUUUGUCUAAAGUUUCUUGGCUUAUGUGGGCCCUAUGUCAGUCCAGGAAUGCUAUGAUAUUUCGAGAAACUUCCGAUGACCCUGGCGAAGUCGUCAGCAAAGCGACGGAACUUCAAGCGGAGUUCCUACGCGCUAGACAUAGGUCUCAACCUGCACAUCAGUCCCUUGCAGCAACCACUGUAACACCGACCUUGUCAGUCUGGAGUCCCCCUCCAGCCAAUGUUUUCAAGCUUAACUUUGAUGGAGCCUUCCAUGAAGCUACGUCGACGGGGUGGGGGCAGUAG
Mercurialis annua (annual mercury) is the source of this 450-nucleotide messenger RNA. RefSeq lists its product as uncharacterized. NCBI's taxonomy places the organism in Eukaryota, Viridiplantae, Streptophyta, Magnoliopsida, Malpighiales, Euphorbiaceae. The coding region runs from base 1 to 450 and encodes 149 amino acids. The record is from RefSeq and is a predicted model, not a curated record. The transcript has a single exon.